AUGUCCUGGGGUACCUUGGGUACUAUAAGGCCCUUCCUUAACUUCCAUGCUAAGAAAGAUGCUCUGAACAUUCAGGCUGCCCUGGAACAGAAAGACACACUUACUCUGAUAAAAAUCCUGACCAACCGUAGCAAUGCUCAAAGACAAAUCAUCGCUCAGACCUUCAAAACCAUCACAGAGAAGGAGCUGUCCUCUGGGCUGAAGAAGGCCCUGUCUGGGGAGUUGGAGAAUUUGCUGUUGGCCUUGCUGAUGACCCCACUGCAGUUUGAGGCCUAUCGUCUGAGACAAUCCAUGGAGGGCAUUGGUACAGAUGAGGAGGGUUUGCUAGAGAUUAUGUGCACCAGGUCACCCAAUGUGCUUGCCAACAUCACCUCUACCUACAAGGAGCAGUAUAAUAAGGAUCUAGAGACGGACCUGAAGGGUGAGACCAGUGGGGACUUUGCCAAACUCGUUCUGGCCUUACUCAAGAAGAAAAAGGUCGUAGGAAUGGUACAAAGAGACACAGAGGCUCUCGCUGAAGCUAUCAAUCAGGCGAAGGCAGAUCCUGGACCGUGGAUCACCAUUCUGACUACCAGAGACUCUGAACAUCUUAACAAAGUGUUCGUCAAUUUGGAGAGUGAGAAGCGAGAGACAGUGGAUGAAGCAAUAGAGAAGGCAUUCAGUGGAGAUGUGAGACUUGGGCUGAAAACAUUGGUGCGUUGCAUACAGAGCCCAAACCUCUACCUGGCUCAGAGACUGGAGACCAUGAAGGCAGCUAUAGUCCAGGGGGUGAUGGUGUCCCACAGUGAGGAGGAUCUGCUGUGUGUGAGAGUGGCUUAUCUCAGACAGACAGGCACCUCACUCUAUACAGCCCUACAGAAACAAUUCAAAGGAGAUCACCUACAAGCACUGCUGGCUAUCUGUCGAUCUGAAGACUAA
Molecule: messenger RNA, 918 nt
Organism: Salvelinus namaycush (lake trout)
Lineage: Eukaryota; Metazoa; Chordata; Actinopteri; Salmoniformes; Salmonidae
Gene: anxa14
Product: annexin A14
Exons: 11
Coding region: 1-918 (305 amino acids)
Cellular component (GO): cytoplasm
Molecular function (GO): calcium ion binding; calcium-dependent phospholipid binding
Source: RefSeq, a predicted model, not a curated record